Molecule: messenger RNA, 1268 nt
Organism: Rubroshorea leprosula
Lineage: Eukaryota; Viridiplantae; Streptophyta; Magnoliopsida; Malvales; Dipterocarpaceae
Source: the annotation of a GenBank genome assembly
ACGAACAGCUAAUCCUAGCCCAAGACUAAAGGCCUCUUUCACCACCACCGGAAGCGGCUCUGGAGAGUUUUCCUGACACACGAUUCGUUCCGAGCCUCUCAAUCCAUUUUUUCCUCCCCAGGUCCAAGCCAAAACGAAAUUUCGUAACCAAUGAAGUGCAUGGGAGCAACCUCCACCAGACUUAGCAUCAUACUUGUUCAGGAACAGGAUCGUUUAUUUGGGCAUGCCUCUAGUCCCUUCUGUCACGGAAUUGAUGCUUGCAGAAUUUCUUUACCUACAAUAUGAAGAUGAGGAGAAGCCAAUUUAGAUGCACAUGAACUCAACUGGAACCCAAAAGGGUGGUCAGAAGCUGGGCUAUGAGACAGAAGCUUUGGCAGUUUAUGAUGCCAUGAGGGGGAGAAGCUGCAUUACUUUUGGCUUCUGGUGCAAAAGGAAAUCAUUCUGCCUUUCCUUGAUGCCCAAUAAUGGUAAGGCAGCCAAUUGCAAGGCUUCAAGGUCAAGCAACAGAUGUUGACCUAGCAAGAAAGGAAUUAAGGAAUGUAAAGACAGUUGAUGUUUGGAUUUUGAAGCCAAGGUCAACUCUAAAGAUUCGAAACCAAUCUCAAAAGUGGCAGCAUGCUGAAAGGAUUAAUCUCCUUGCAAAGCAUACUGGAAAAUCAGCUGAGCAGAUUGAAGAUGAUUCCAGGCACCCAAAAUACUUUAUGCCCAGUGAGGCAGUUGAAUAUGGCAUCAUAGCUAAGGUAUUGUACAAUGAAAGGAGCACCAAAGACCAAGGUGUUGUCUCUGACCUAAAAAAGGUGCAGCUUCUUUGACUGCAGAAAAACUUGUUGGUGGAUUGUUCAACUGUUAAGGUAAAAUCAUCUUCAUCCCAUGAAUUAUAUGAUGAUUAAAUUCUAAUCAUGCAAUCUAAUAUAUUAGUGUAGAAUAGCUCAGGGGUGAGAAUUAAAGGCCCCCUUUUUAGUAGGCAAUCUGUUGCUAUACUUUUUUGUGAAGUCCUUCACAUUACUCAUUAUAUGGUGUGCAUUACUAUUUGUUGUAAAUAACAUAAUUUUGGGGGCACUAUGCUGUACUAAGUAGGGUAUAGCUGGGUCCACAAUAUCUAAUCAGUCUCAUCUGCAUUAAGUACAUAUUCUUCUAGACAGGAUUGAUGCUUCUUUUCAGUUUGAUACCCAAUGUAGCCUCUGGUACAUUUUUGUCUACAACUACCUUAUCAUGGUGUAGCUGAGCGUUCACUCAUUUUGGGUGAAAAAUGAACCUGAAAAUCAACA